Alligator sinensis (Chinese alligator) is the source of this 2006-nucleotide messenger RNA. RefSeq names its product DEAD-box helicase 43 (gene DDX43). The transcript is spliced from 17 exons. The coding region runs from base 1 to 1923 and encodes 640 amino acids. The record is from RefSeq and is a predicted model, not a curated record. Gene Ontology annotation, molecular function: ATP binding; RNA binding; RNA helicase activity. NCBI's taxonomy places the organism in Eukaryota, Metazoa, Chordata, Crocodylia, Alligatoridae.
AUGUCGGACUGGGAGGCAGACAGCGAUGGCGAUGGCGAUGGCGACGGCGGGGGUAGCGGGGCCGCUGCCCUGCCCGAGCGCCCGCCCGUGCCCGAAGCCGGCUCCGCCGCCGCCCGGGGGCCCCGGACCUGGCAGCGCCGCGGGGAGCAGGGCGUGAAGCCGCUGCGAUUCCGCCUGGACAGCACCGUCAUCGGGGCGCUCAUAGGUCGAGGGGGAGCUAAAAUAAGGGAACUGGAGGAUUUAUCGGGGUCAAGAAUCCAGAUUAUAAGGGGAGAACAUGAGGCUGAAGUAAAGAUUUUUGGCAAUGAUGUUACACAGAACAAAGCAAAAAUGUUGAUUGAUGAUCUUGUUAAAAAGUGCAGCCAAACCUACCCAGCAGAAAGAACUGAGAAAGCAUUCUUCAAACAUCAGGAUUUCAGCUAUAAUAAUUCCCAGGACAGUAGUUGUGAUUUUGUAAAGUGUAGAAAUGCCCCACAGAAAUCAGUGAUUGACUGGACAUCUCUACGAGAAAAUAAAGCUAGAUAUGAAGCCAUGAAGUGGGCAGAUUUACCUCCAAUUGAGAAAAACUUUUACAAAGAAUCACCAACGGUUGCUUCCAUGUCACGAGAAGAAGUAGAGAAUUGGCGAAAAGAAAAUAAUGAUAUCACUUGUGAUGACUUGAAAGGAGGUGAAAAGCGCUACAUCCCUAAUCCUGCAUGUAAAUUUGAAGAUGCAUUUAAGCAUUAUCCUGAUGUUAUGGCUAACAUCAGGAAAGUUGGGUUUCAAAAGCCUACUCCAAUUCAGUCACAAGGUUGGCCAAUCAUACUUCAAGGAAUUGAUCUCAUUGGUAUAGCACAGACAGGGACAGGGAAGACAUUAGCCUAUUUAAUGCCUGGAUUUGUUCAUUUGGAUUCACAACCAAUUCCCAGACAUCAGCGUGAUGGACCAGGUAUGUUGGUCCUCAUUCCUACUCGAGAGCUGGCUCUUCAAGUAGAGGCAGAAUGUUCAAAGUAUACAUACAAAGGAAUUAAGAGUAUUUGCAUAUAUGGCGGUGGGGACCGAAAAGGACAGAUAAACAUGGUUACCAAAGGUGUGGAUAUUGUUAUUGCUACUCCUGGUAGACUGAAUGACCUUCAAAAGAACAACUUCAUAAAUCUGAAGAGCAUAACAUAUUUGGUUUUGGAUGAGGCUGAUAGGAUGCUAGAUAUGGGAUUUGAACCUCAAAUAAUGAAGAUCUUAAUAGACAUACGACCUGACAGACAAACAGUCAUGACCAGUGCUACUUGGCCAGAUGGUGUUCGUCGCCUUGCAAAAUCCUAUUUGAAAGAUCCCAUGAUUGUGUAUGUUGGAACUCUUGAUUUGACGGCAGUAAAUACAGUGGAACAGCAAGUUGUUGUUAUCCCAGAAGAAGAAAAGAGAGCUUUUACACGGUACUUCAUUGAUACUAUGAAACCUACAGAUAAAGUCAUCAUCUUUGUUGGAAAGAAACUUAUAGCUGAUGACUUAUCAAGUGACUUCAGUCUCCAGGGAAUACCUGUUCAGUCUCUUCAUGGCAACAGAGAACAGUGUGAUCGAGAACAAGCUUUGAAUGACUUCAAGAAAGGAAAAGUCAGAAUACUGAUAGCUACAGAUCUAGCGUCUCGUGGACUUGAUGUACAUGAUGUUACUCAUGUUUUUAAUUUUGAUUUCCCACGGAACAUUGAAGAGUAUGUUCACAGAGUAGGUCGUACUGGACGAGCAGGACGCACAGGGGAGGCUGUUACACUUGUCACUAGGAAUGACUGGAGGAUUGCAUCUGAACUGAUUGACAUUCUGGAAAGAGCAAAUCAGGCGGUUCCAGAAGAGCUCAUUUCAAUGGCAGAAAGAUAUAAACAAUUUAAGCUUAAAAAAGAAAUCGAAAAGGAUUUGGGAAGACCUCAAGGAAGGUCCCAGAAGAGGUUUUAACAAAGGAAUCUGGUGCAUGCAAGCAACACUUGUCAAUAUUUGUUUAAAAAUAAUGUAUAUGCUCAUUUUGAUAUCUGGGCAUC